GUCUUCUCAUCCAAACCGGCACGCCCAAGAGCUGAAGGUUCGUGGGGUUCUUGCCAUUCAAUCGUAGGGUUCUAGCCCAUUUAUCUACAGCAGCGAUGGCAAUGACGCCGACGAAAUCCCCGAACGCCGAUACCGGCUCUGAUGUCGUGAACACUCCAACUCCGGACUUCUCUACUAAAUCCGGCCCUAAUCCCGAUGCCACUUCCGACGUAUUGAGCUCCCCAUCGAGCCCGCCCGCCGUCUGCUUGUAUAGGUUUGCCGCAGACUCUUUCGGUGGGGCGUUUAUGGGUUCCAUUUUCGGAUACGGUGCAGGGUUGAUAAAAAAGAAGGGCUUCAAAGGGUCUUUUGCAGAGGCAGGAUCAUCUGCAAAGACAUUUGCAGUACUGUCCGGAGUACACAGUGUUGUGGUUUGCUUUCUGAAGAGGCUUAGGGGAAAAGAUGAUGUAAUUAAUGCUGGUGUAGCUGGAUGUUGUACUGGUCUUGCUCUGAGUUUUCCAGGUGCACCACAGGCUCUACUGCAAAGCUGCCUCACUUUUGGGGCAUUUUCCUUUAUUAUCGAAGGCCUUAACAAACAGCAGCCUGCCUUAGCACUCCCGUCUCCCUACUGCCUCAGAGCCUGCCAACAACCAUUGCUCCUUCCCUUAUCACUUCCUCUGCCAAAUGAGCUUAGUGACUCUUUCGCUUUCUUUUCCCAAUCCCUAAAAAGACAUGGGAAGAACAAUAAGGGCCCUCUCUAGUGCAAUUCAGAUCAAUUGCUAUUUCUUAUUUUGGACUUCCUUGUGAAACAUAUAUGUGGAUGAACAUGUAAACAUUUCCGUAGAGAUGAUGGGUUUUCCAUAUUUCCUCCCACCAUGAUUACAAGGUCUGACAAAUUCAGCUUUUGUUGAUUCAUUGCAAGUUAUUCACAGAUUGUAGAGCUAUAUAUGUAUGUAUAGGAAAAUGUUCAUGUAAUUUUUAGGCUUCAAACUUACUCGUACAAUUUUUAGGCCUCUUUGAUUUGAGGUGCUUUCGGAUCAAUUUUUUUUUAUAUCCACCAAAUUUCAGAUUAAAA
Messenger RNA from Cuscuta epithymum, 1051 nucleotides. The record is from the annotation of a GenBank genome assembly. Lineage: Eukaryota; Viridiplantae; Streptophyta; Magnoliopsida; Solanales; Convolvulaceae.